ACAGAAGUAUUUUCAUUUCAAGAUUUAACCCAGAUCUCAUCUCUUUCCUCUUAGACUUGCACAUCACCAACAAAACUCCCACUCGCAUGUCCCAUCCAAAAUCAAAAUGCACUGCCUGAAAUCCACAACACCCUCCCUUAGAUCUUCCUAUUUAAUCUCUUAGAUCAUUAGAGUCUCCUCAAAAAUGGGCUCCAACCAGUCUGUACAAGUAGUCGAGGAAGAACAAGAAGAAAGCCAAGACGAAGACGAAGACGAAGACGACGAGGAAGAUAACAAUGAAGAAGGAUCCAACUUAAGGGAACUCGAAAGCAACCACUUGGGCAAAAAAGUACUCGAACAAGAACCCGAAAUGUUACCCUGUUACGCGUCAGCAUCCCCACUCUCUCCACAGCUAUCUUCAUUGGGUACUCCCAGGAUGGGUCCUUCAAUCAAAGUGUGGGACCCAUAUAAUGUAUUAGCUCCACCUCCUCCGCUGCCUCCACCUCCGGUUUUCUCCCGGAGUUUCUCUUUGGGUGAUGAUCGAAAGUUGAUUGAGGUUUAUUUAAUUAACCAUGGAGAGUGUGAGUUGAAUUUGAGGCCUGAUAUUGUUGGUGGAAGAUGCGACGCAGCCACCUUGACUUCUAAUGGGAAGCGGCAAGCCAGGGCAUUGGCUGUGUUCCUAAAUUCUCAAGGGGUCAAGUUUAAUGCCGUUUAUUGCUCUCCGUUGGAUCGAGCUAGAUCGAUGGCUCUUUCCGUUUGUCAGGAGAUGAAUUUUGCAGAGACACAGAUACAAUCCUCUGAUGCACUUAUGGAUCUGAAUAUGGGGCACUGGGAGGGGUACCCUCGAUCAGAAAUAUAUACUCCUGAAGUUUUAAGUCUAAUGGUAAGAUACCAACCUGAUUUUUCUGCGCCUUCUGGAGAAUCUCUCAGGCAACUGGAAUUUCGAAUGGUUCAAUUCUUGAAUGGAACAGUCCUUGGACUUCCUGAAAAGUUGAGAUCUGAUUUUUCCUUACACCAAAAUGAGAGUCAAGGACUUGCACACCAUAACGCCCAUGCUCUAACUAACUCAGUUCAUGACAGAGAUGUAACUUCUCUUCCACCAUCCCAUUGGGAUAUGCUUCAAAGGCAGCGACAUGGGCUAUCAAGGAAAAAGUCUGGUAAGAGCAGGCUACAGUUUGUGUCGCAUAUUGGUGAACAUGAUGCUGAUGAUGAAAUGUCUCCCCGGGAAGCCAAUCAUCAACCUGACCUUCAUGACUUAAAUGUCAGCAGUUCCUCUUCCCCCUCCACCUCAUCAGCCUCCUCUUCUGUUGGCCUUUUUACCCAUUCCCUGCCAAUUAAAUGUCUCAUCACGGGUCUCCUUGACUGCAGCCCUGUAAUAUCACAUAAGAUCUGCAUAGAAGACUCUUCUGUGACUGUACUACAGCAUUCAUGCAAAACAGGCUGGCAGAUAAAACGGUUGAAUGAUACUGCACAUCUUAGGCUUCUCUAGUUGGAGUUUGAGACUUAUUAUUAUCCUACAGCAGAAUUGCCGGUGGAAAAGUGAGUUGUUAAGUGAUGGCUAGAAUAUGGCAUUACUAUGAUUCAUUCAUCCAAGUAUCCUGCAACUCAUGCUCUCACUUGUGAUUCUUCUACACUAUGUUGUAGCAUUCAAAUUUAUUCUUUUGAUUUGUAGUGUUUAUGGCAGCUGAUUUUAUAGAGUGAAUUUAUAAUGUAAUUCCUGUACUGGGUUAAAAUAAUUGAUGUUGUCUAUAUAUAGAAAAUUGUAAUGAAGUUGCAUUU
Messenger RNA from Durio zibethinus, 1758 nucleotides. RefSeq lists its product as uncharacterized. Lineage: Eukaryota; Viridiplantae; Streptophyta; Magnoliopsida; Malvales; Malvaceae. The record is from RefSeq and is a predicted model, not a curated record.